CAUGUCUUUGCCCUCACAUCCAUUUCUUUGCAUUUGUGUAAAGGAAAACUUUGGGUAGCCACAUCUUGAGUGGUCGUUCGUGCUGCUAUAAAGUCAUGAGGUAUUUUAUUAAAGGUGGAGUUUGGAAAAACAGUGAGGAUGAAAUCCUCAAGGCAGCAGUGAUGAAAUAUGGAAAAAACCAAUGGGCUAGGAUUUCGUCUCUACUUGUACGAAAGUCCGCGAAACAAUGCAAGGCCAGAUGGUAUGAGUGGUUAGACCCUAGUAUAAAGAAAACCGACUGGACUCGAGAAGAAGAAGAGAAAUUGCUCCACUUGGCAAAGGUAAUGCCCAACCAGUGGAGAACAAUAGCCCCCAUUAUCGGGAGAACUGCUUCGCAAUGCCUCGAACACUAUGAACGGCUUAUUGAUGAGGCACAAAGAGAACUAGAAGGUGGAGCGGAAGGCUCAAGUGAAGAACUGAGGAAACUUCGUCCUGGUGAAAUUGACCCAACUCCGGAAACGAGACCUGCUCGUCCAGACCCGGUAGAUAUGGACGAAGAUGAGAAGGAAAUGCUGUCGGAAGCAAGAGCUAGACUUGCAAAUACCAAGGGCAAGAAGGCCAAAAGAAAGGCUAGAGAAAAACAACUGGAGGAAGCGAAGAGACUAGCAAUACUACAAAAGAAAAGAGAAUUGAAAGCGGCAGGUCUCAGAGUUGGAACUCGGAUACGUAUCAAAGGUUUUAAUUAUGUUGAAGAAAUUCCUUUUGAGAAAAAACCACCUCCAGGGUUUUUCGACGUAAUUGAGGAAGAGAAAGAGUCUGAACAUAUAACAAAGGAACUGAAACCAAGGGAAGUGGGUCAGUUAAUUGAGAAAUAUGAAGGUAAGCGUCGUAUAGAUCAAGAGGCAGCCGCAAGGAAACUGGAAGCCAAACGACGAAGACUAUUUGAGGAACAAAACCUACCCGAAACAUUAAAGAAUAAUUAUGAGAAAGAAAGAGAACAGAUUCUCAAAGGCUUUCAACGAACAGCUCUGAAGUUGCCAGAACCACAAAUCAACGAUGAGGAGCUACAGAUGCUUCGUAAGUCUUCUUUGGCUACCGAAGAAUAUCAACAGUAUGGAAGAGUGGGAGAAAGGAGCGUUACCGAAAACUUACUUGCGGAUUAUUCCAAGACUCCAACUCCUCAUCAUUACAGUAGAGGUUGGAAUACACCAUCUUCCACCGCUCCACAAAGUGCCUCGCAAACCCCUAUACUAGAGACAUGGAAUGAGACAAAGAGAAGAGAAGCAAGAGAUCUUCUUCAUAUGAGUAGUUCGCAGACUCCUUUAGAAGGUGGUGAAAAUUUACCUCUGACCAACAUGAAUUUUUCACAAGGUUUAACUCCGAAGCAGAAAACUAUACAGACACCCAAUCCUUUGUUGACUCCUUCGGCAGUUUCUCCAAGUCCCUUUUCUUCAGUGUCUGCCUCGCCAAGGUAUUCUUAUUUGCCUAGUCAAGAGGUAAGGCAUUCAGGAUCCAUUAGUAGUUCAAAUAUGGAGGAAAAGGCAAGAAUGAAACUUUUGAGAAAGAAAUUACAGCAAGGUCUGCAGUUGUUGCCCGCUCCACAGAAUGAGUAUAAGUUGACUGUUUCCGAUGAACUUGAGGAGGAUAGAGAGGAGGAACAAGUUGGUAUGGAUGAUUCUAGUCGUGUUGAAGAUGCUCGAGAUGAAAUGGAAAGAAAGAGACGAGCAGAAGAAAGAAAGAGAGAAGAGGAGAAGAAGUUUUGGCCGACUGCUGAGCAACUUGAUUUGCCUUUUGUUUCUUCAGGAAAGAGAUGGUCAUCUGAAGAAAAUCUUGGUGUUGUUGAGAGGCUGAUACUUCAUGAAGUAAAUUAUUUGUUACAACAAAGUCAUUUAAUGCGUGAAAUGAAAGCUGACUCGUCUUCCGAAAAAGACUUUCAGAUAUUGCUGAAGGUUGAUCCAAUGUAUGAAGUUCCCAAGGAAUAUUUUGAACUAGCAAUGAAACAAGUGGAUGAAGAAAAGUCACGAUUGGCAAACUUGAUCAGGGAAUACGAAAGUUGUUGCGAUGUGGAUGAUCCAUAUUUGGGAGUUUUCUCGGAAGAAAAUGGUGGUUCAUUACAAGGCUUUAUAAAGGAAGCAAAUGCGUCCAUGGAGGUUGUUGUAGGCAGCAGACGACAUGAAUGGGAACAUCUCAUUGCUGCUCAAAACAAUGUGAAAGCUAAUAUUGAACAGAUUAUGAAAUAUAUUGAUAUCCAUCAUGGUGGAUAUUGGAAACGGUUAGAGAACUUGAACAAUGAACUGAAUGAUCAUAUUGAUCAAAUAGAGGAGCUAAUCAUUCUCAAGAGCUGCUAUGAACGUGCAGAAAAAAGAGAAGCAGCAGCAUUACAAGAUAGAUUGCUUUCAAAAGAGCGACUUACAAAAGAGCUAAAAGAACGAGAACUCUCAUUACAGAAACAAUAUGGACAACUUGUGAUUGAAAGAGAUAGACUUUUAUCUAGAAAACUUUAGGGUUUGUAAUUUAUGACCAGAGAAAGAGUAUAAUGAGUUGAAAUUAUUCUAUCGAUUAGAUGUCCUACUAUGAAAAAGUUUGUCUUUCAUUUCGUCCAAAUAAAUGAGAUGAGAACCAA
This is a messenger RNA of Galdieria sulphuraria, 2602 nucleotides long. RefSeq names its product pre-mRNA-splicing factor CDC5/CEF1. The record is from RefSeq and is a predicted model, not a curated record. Lineage: Eukaryota; Rhodophyta; Bangiophyceae; Galdieriales; Galdieriaceae. The transcript has a single exon. Gene Ontology annotation, cellular component: Prp19 complex; spliceosomal complex. Bases 96 to 2483 code for a protein of 795 amino acids. Gene Ontology annotation, biological process: mRNA splicing, via spliceosome.